Molecule: messenger RNA, 1952 nt
Organism: Platichthys flesus (European flounder)
Lineage: Eukaryota; Metazoa; Chordata; Actinopteri; Pleuronectiformes; Pleuronectidae
Product: sodium- and chloride-dependent GABA transporter 2-like
Exons: 14
Coding region: 24-1757 (577 amino acids)
Biological process (GO): sodium ion transmembrane transport
Cellular component (GO): membrane
Source: RefSeq, a predicted model, not a curated record
CCGAGCUCUCUCCCUCUCCAGAGAUGACCUCGGAAACAAUACAGGAGCGUGGCAAGUGGGCCAGCAAGACAGAGUUCAUCCUCUCUACGGUCGGUGCAAUUAUUGGACUGGGAAAUGUGUGGAGAUUUCCUUACUUGUGUUACAAGAAUGGUGGUGGUGCAUUCUUUAUUCCUUACAUCCUGUUCCUUGUGACGUGUGGCAUUCCGCUGUUCGUCCUGGAGACAGCACUGGGUCAGUACACCAGUCAGGGGGGAAUCAUGUGCUGGAGGAAGCUCUGCCCCUUGUUUGAAGGCAUUGGAUAUGCCAGCCAAAUUAUCCUUUUCUAUGGGUGUAUCAGCUACAUGGUGAUCUUGGCCUGGGCUUUCUUCUACCUUUUCUCCUCACUCUCUGGAGAGUUGCCUUGGGCCACUUGUAACAACACAUGGAACACAGAUGCUUGUGUGGUAUUAAACGAUUAUAACACCACUGCUAACUGGACCUCAUCACUGAACAUGUCAUCGUCUGUUCUAGAGUUUUGGCAACGACGGGUGUUAAAUAUGUCCACCGGCAUCGAGACCCUGGGAAAUAUACGCUGGGACCUUGCUUUGUGCCUUCUACUGGCCUGGAUCAUCUGCUACUUCUGUGUCUGGAAAGGAGUGAGGUCCACAGGAAAGGCUACCUACUUCACAGCCACGUUUCCCUUCGUCAUGUUAGUGUUGCUGCUCCUCAGAGGAGUUACGCUUCCCGGAGCCCUCCACGGUAUCAAGUACUACCUGUACCCCAAUCUCGCACGGCUCACCGACCCUCAGGUUUGGAUGGAUGCUGGAACACAAAUAUUUUAUUCCUAUGCUAUAUGUUUGGGAUGUCUGACUACGUUUGGGAGCUACAACAAGUACAACAACAACUGCUACAGAGAUUCCUUCUAUCUGUGCUUGUUGAACAGUGGCACCAGCUUUAUUUCUGGCUUUGCCAUCUUCUCAAUUCUGGGCUACAUGUCACAAAAACAGGGCAUGGAUAUAUCGACAGUUGCUGAGUCAGGCCCCGGCCUUGUCUUCAUAGUGUACCCACAGGCUGUGACCCUCCUGCCGUGGCCUCAGGUCUGGUCUGUGUGCUUCUUCACCAUGAUCAUCUUGUUAGGAAUAGACGGUCAGUUUGCUGGGCUCGAGAGCAUCAUGACCUCUUUGGCAGACAUCUUCCCUUCCCAGAUCCGGAGAGGAUACCGCAGAGAGCUUCUCCUGAUGCUCAUCAGUGUUGUGUGUUAUGUGUUAGGUCUCUUAUUGGUAACAGAGGCUGGAACGUACAUCCUGCAGAUCUUUGAUCACUACGUGUGUAGUGGUCCCACUCUGCUGCUGAUGGCAAUAUUCCAGUCAGUCAUCAUUGGGUGGAUUUAUGGUGCUGAACGCUUCAGUAAAAACAUUGAGGACAUGAUCGGGUACAAACCUCUGUCCCUGUUCAACUUCAGCUGGAUGUACGUGACCCCUCUCGUUUGCAGUGGCACACUUGCAUUUCUCGUCCUGAGAUACACCCCGCUGAGGUUCAACAACUCGUAUGUGUAUCCAUGGUGGGCUUACUGGAUCGGCUGGUUCCUGUCCUUAUCGUCUCUUGUAAUGAUUCCAGUCGUCAUGAUCUGCAAACUGGCCAGAGGAAAAGGGACUCUGUGGGAGCGCAUCAGGACGAGCUGCCGGGCUGCAGACGACCUUCCAGUGAUGACAAAGGAAAUGACAAACAUCACUUCUACGCUAUUUGAUUGCAAUGGUGGAAGAAAGAGUGAUAAAUAGUGGAAUGUCACUUUGACAGCAACUUCUUCUCUUUCUUUACUUUUUUUCUUUUGAGGAAUUUGUACGGCACAUUGUUUACUACAUUAGAAUGAUUAGAAUUUGUUAGAGCUUUUUAUAUAUAGAUGUUUGGCUUCUUCUGAUUUGGGGUUUUUGGAUCAUUUGUCUUAUUUAGACUAGUUUUGUUGGUACAUUCCU